AUGUCAUGGCAUCUCUCUUUGCAUGAGAGGUUCAGGUUGAAAAUGGUUUUAUCCACUACCAUGAUUCUCUCUAAUUCUCCCAUUGCACCCUCUUCUCUUCCAACUUCAACGAGUGCCAAGUUGGAAACUUUUUCGCUGAAAAAUGAUGGGGUCAUCAGAAUUAGAGGAGUUAAUGCUUCUUUAGUGGCACCCAGAAACCGAAAAUUAUCAACAUGCUCUGUAUCGAGAGAUGGCAAUGCCUCUGUUGAUAAUGAUGCACCUUUCCCUGCUGAUUACGUUCAGCUUCUCGAACAAGCAAAAGUAGCUGUGAAUUUGGCUAUGAAGGAUAACAGACAGCUAAUGGAGAUUGAGUUUCCCACAGCUGGACUCGGAUCUGUGCCAGGUGACGGGGAAGGUGGAAUUGAAAUGACUGAGAGUAUGCAAUUGAUUCGAGAAUUUUGUGACAGUUUCAUUAGUCCAGAGAAAGCCACACGAACAAGAAUAUUUUUCCCAGAGGCUAAUGAAGUUGACUUUGCCAGACAAUCAGCCUUUAGUGGAUCUUCUUUAAAGUUGGACUAUUUGACCAAACCUUCAUUUUUUGAAGAUUUUGGUUUUGUUGAGAAAGUAAAAAUGUCUGACAGAGUGAAGACAGGAGAUGAACUUUUCUUGGUUGCCUAUCCAUAUUUUAAUGUCAAUGAAAUACUUGUUGUGGAAGAGCUUUAUAAAGAGGCAGUCUUGAACACAGAACGAAAACUUAUUGUUUUCAAUGGAGAACUUGAUCGCAUAAGAUCUGGAUAUUAUCCACCAUUCUUUUAUCCAAAGCUUGCUGCACUUACGAAGACCUUUCUACCUAUGAUGGAAACUGUGUAUUACAUUCAUAACUUCAAGGGCCGCAACGGAGGAACACUUUUUAGGUGCUACCCAGGACCAUGGAAGGUCCUCAGAAGAAUGGGAACUAGGAAAUAUGUUUGUCUACAUCAGCAGAAUAAUAUGCCAUCCCUCAAGGAAGUUGCUCUUGAGAUUCUUCCAUCUGCAUGA
Sphenostylis stenocarpa is the source of this 1017-nucleotide messenger RNA. The record is from the annotation of a GenBank genome assembly. NCBI's taxonomy places the organism in Eukaryota, Viridiplantae, Streptophyta, Magnoliopsida, Fabales, Fabaceae.